Tinamus guttatus (white-throated tinamou) is the source of this 1476-nucleotide messenger RNA. The record is from RefSeq and is a predicted model, not a curated record. Lineage: Eukaryota; Metazoa; Chordata; Aves; Tinamiformes; Tinamidae.
AUGAAGCAAAUGAAAGGGCUCAAGGAUGACACAAAGUCCAUCCUAAAAUUUGAGUUUAACCCCAAAGAUGGGAUCGACAACCCUGCCUUGUCACUGGCUGAGGACACGGAUGGCAAGGGCCUGGGGGAGCCCCGCUUCUACCUGCUGAGCAAGGACAGCAGCGAGACCUUUGGCUUCUGUCUGCACGAGGAGCUGGGCUGUCGGGGACACAUCAUCCGGCAGGUUGAGUUGGGGGGGCUGGCGCAGCGCAAGGGGCUGCAGGACGGGGACCGGCUCCUUCAGGUGAAUGGCCACUUCGUGGACCACAUGGACCACAGCAAGGUGGUGCAGAAAAUCAAGGCCAGUGGGAAUCAGGUCCUCCUGGCAGUGCUGGAUAGCAAUACCUAUGAAACAGCGAAAGCACUUGGCAGGGACGUGUCCCAGAUGCUGCCAGCUGACAUCCGCCCACGGCUUUGCCACAUCACAAGGGACAAAAGUGGUUUUGGCUUCAGCGUCUCAGGGCCAGAAGGCACAAAGGGCACCUUCCAGCUGUCAGUGCGGCGCGACGGGCCGGCCGAGCGUGCGGGGCUGCCCUCGGGCUCCUGGCUCCUGGAGCUGAAUGGCGACAGCGUGAGGAGUUACUCGCGCACGCAGCUCGCCCGAAAGGUGGGUGCUGCCUGCGCACAAGGGAAGGGUGAUGGAGGGUGCGAAUGGGUGACAGCGCUGAGCACUCUGCACUGCUUCCUCACCCAGCUCAAGCGGAGUGGCAGCAAGAUGACGCUGCUGGUGGCAUCGAGUGCGGCGGAACAGUUUUACCGCCUGUGGGGUCUGCGGGUCACAGCCGCCUUGGCGGAUGCCUCUUGGCUCCCUUUCAAGGUCCGGAAGCUGCACAUGGUGAAGGGGCCAGAUGGCUACGGAUUCCUGCUCAAGGAGGAGGACUGUAGCUCAGGGACUACAGGCCAAUUCCUGUGGGAGGUGGAUGCUGGGCUGCCAGCCGAGAGAGCAGGCAUGAAGGAAGGGGACCGUCUUCUGGCAGUGAACGGCGAGAGCAUCGAGGGGCUGAACCACCAGGAGACGGUGAUGAGGAUUCGCGCCCAGGAGGAGCAGGUGACACUGCUCGUCAUCGACCCUGCUGGUGACAAGUUCUACCGUUCGAUUGGGCUGUCCCCACUGCAGUUCUUUGAGGACAGCAACCCUGCCUCGGGCUCCUGCACUCCCUCCUUGCCCUCUCCUGACAGGUCUCCUGAGCUCUGUCAUAUUGAUGUAGGACCAGAGAGUCCCAGCUCCCAGGUCAUGACCUCUCCUGCCUCUAGAGACAUUGCACAGGUGCAUGUCACAGCCGGAUUGCCCGCAUGUCCCUGUUCUGUCCCCGCAGAGCCAGCGCCUGGAGGAGCAGAGGAGGCUGCGCCAGGCAUUUUAGUGUUUGGAGCUGAGUCUGGCUCCAGGAAGUGCUAUGGAGAGAUCUGCGUCUCAGUGGUGCAUCCCAAGGCCCUUUGA